Messenger RNA from Cynocephalus volans (Philippine flying lemur), 3852 nucleotides. RefSeq names its product NPL4 homolog, ubiquitin recognition factor (gene NPLOC4). Gene Ontology annotation, molecular function: ubiquitin binding; ubiquitin protein ligase binding. Bases 138 to 1961 code for a protein of 607 amino acids. Gene Ontology annotation, cellular component: nucleus. Gene Ontology annotation, biological process: ubiquitin-dependent protein catabolic process. NCBI's taxonomy places the organism in Eukaryota, Metazoa, Chordata, Mammalia, Dermoptera, Cynocephalidae. The transcript is spliced from 17 exons. The record is from RefSeq and is a predicted model, not a curated record.
GGCGAGCGAAGCUGGAGCGGCGGUGGCGGCGGCGCAGGGAGGCCGGGGCCGGGGCUGAGGCCGGGGCUGCGAGGCCCGUGGGGCGGCAGGCGGCGGCGGCGGCCCGGGGCCCGAGCGCGGAGGCGGGAGCGGCGGCCAUGGCCGAGAGCAUCAUAAUCCGUGUCCAGUCCCCAGAUGGGGUGAAGAGGAUCACGGCAACAAAGAGAGAAACAGCUGCAACAUUUUUGAAAAAGGUUGCAAAGGAGUUUGGCUUCCAAAAUAAUGGCUUCUCAGUUUACAUCAAUAGAAACAAGACUGGAGAGAUAACAGCAUCAUCUAACAAAUCCCUCAACUUGCUAAAAAUCAAGCACGGCGAUUUGUUGUUCCUGUUUCCCUCGAGCCUUGCUGGACCCUCAUCUGAAAUGGAGACAUCAACCACAUUGGGGUUAAAGGCCUUUGGAGCUCCCAAUGUGGUGGAAGAUGAGAUCGAUCAGUACCUUAGCAAACAGGAUGGGAAGAUUUACAGAAGCCGAGACCCACAGCUAUGCCGCCAUGGCCCGCUGGGGAAAUGUGUGCACUGCGUCCCUCUAGAGCCAUUCGAUGAAGACUACCUGAACCAUCUUGAGCCUCCUGUGAAGCAUAUGUCCUUCCAUGCCUACAUCCGAAAGCUGACCGGAGGGGCCGACAAGGGGAAGUUUGUUGCCCUGGAGAACAUCAGUUGCAAGAUUAAAUCAGGGUGCGAGGGUCACCUUCCCUGGCCAAAUGGAAUCUGUACUAAGUGCCAGCCAAGUGCCAUCACGCUGAACAGACAGAAAUACAGACACGUGGACAAUAUCAUGUUUGAGAAUCACACUGUCGCCGAUCGCUUCCUUGACUUCUGGAGAAAGACAGGGAACCAGCAUUUCGGGUACUUGUACGGACGGUACACGGAGCACAAGGACAUUCCCCUUGGCAUCAGGGCCGAAGUGGCUGCCAUUUACGAGCCUCCUCAGAUUGGCACACAGAACAGCUUGGAGCUUCUGGAAGAUCCGAAAGCUGAAGUGGUCGAUGAAAUUGCUGCUAAACUUGGCCUAAGGAAGGUUGGCUGGAUAUUCACAGAUCUCGUCUCAGAAGAUACCCGAAAGGGUACAGUUCGAUACAGCCGAAAUAAGGACACCUACUUUCUGAGUUCAGAGGAAUGCAUCACCGCAGGAGACUUCCAAAAUAAGCAUCCCAACAUAUGUCGACUCUCUCCAGAUGGACAUUUUGGAUCCAAGUUUGUUACUGCAGUGGCUACAGGUGGUCCCGACAACCAGGUCCACUUUGAAGGGUACCAGGUGUCCAAUCAGUGCAUGGCUCUGGUGCGUGACGAGUGCCUGCUGCCCUGCAAGGAUGCCCCUGAGCUCGGCUAUGCCAAGGAGUCCAGCAGCGAGCAGUACGUGCCUGAUGUGUUUUAUAAGGACAUAGACAAGUUUGGCAAUGAGAUCACCCAGCUGGCCCGCCCCCUGCCUGUGGAGUAUCUGAUCAUAGACAUCACAACGACUUUCCCCAAGGAUCCAGUUUACACUUUUUCUAUUUCGCAAAAUCCAUUUCCUAUUGAAAACCGGGAUGUAUUGGGUGAGACACAGGACUUCCAUAGUUUGGCCACCUAUUUGUCCCAGAAUACCUCGUCUGUGUUCUUGGAUACCAUCUCGGAUUUCCACCUCCUGCUGUUUCUGGUCACCAACGAGGUCAUGCCCCUGCAGGACAGCAUCAGCUUGCUGCUGGAGGCUGUGAGGACCAGAAACGAGGAGCUCGCCCAGACGUGGAAGAAAUCAGAGCAGUGGGCCACCAUUGAGCAGCUCUGCAGCACAGUUGGUGUACAGCUUCCAGGCCUCCACGAGUACGGCGCUGUCGGCUCCGCACACACCGCCACGGCUGCUAUGUGGGCCUGCCAGCACUGCACCUUCAUGAACCAGCCGGGCACGGGCCACUGCGAGAUGUGCAGCCUCCCUAGGACUUAGGCUCCGGCCCACUGUAGCCUGGAGCCUUGCGCGACAUGUUCCCUGUACAGCCCCACUGCAGGCAGCCCUGAAGGGGCGGGGGCUGGCUACCCUGGGGUCUCUGACCCACUGAAGCUUCUCAGCACCGUUCUUCCCUGGAGAGACGGAGCCACGGCUGGUGGUCUGCAGGCUGAAUACAGUCUCCAAACUGGAAAUGCAGAGCGGCCCCUCCCGAGAAGGUCCCACAUGCCUCACCCAGUUAUUGCAGCCCCACUGCAGUGGAAGGACCAAGCACCUCUAAGUCAUCACCUGGAAUUGGGGUGCAGGGCCAAGUCACUGCUGCCAUCCAGCUUUCUUCUUCCUUUUUGAUGCUUCCUAUACCCCCACCCCCACCCCCGUUUUUUGGGUUGGGAGCGCUUGGUUGCCUCUGUGUCCGGUUGUUCCAGGCAGAAGCCCUGCCUGUGGAGGCCGCUUUUCCUCUUGCAAUAGCCAUCGUCUGGUGGACACUCGAGUGGCCUCUUGUCUGCUUGAUCCACAGGUUAAUUUGCUGCCCACCCCUUUCCUCCUCACCUAACGUCCAGGUGGGAUUUUAGAGUCUGCAUUGGUUGUAAUAACAGUUAUCAGUAGUUCCUGCCCAGAAGACUUUUAUUUAUUUUUUUUAAGAUAAAAACUGCACCAAGGGCGGGGGGGGGUGAGAGUGACUAGUUCCCACUUCCUUCCUUCCUUUAGUGAAGCCCCUUGUGGGUGUGUUCAGGGUGGGUGAGUGUGGGUGGGGGUACUGUAGUCAGUUCUCUGAAGUAAACCUCAGUGCCUGAGAUUUUUCUACCAAGCCACACAGCUGUGACAGAUGUCAGCAUGGCAAGCUGAGCAGGAGCAGAGUGGUGGCUCUUGCCCAGCAGGCGGUCCCCCCAGAUGGCCCAGGUGGGUGAGCUGGGUGCCCAGGACUGGCUCUUCUGGUCCCCUGCCCCACGCAGUGCUCCUCUUCCCACUGCCUCGCCUAGCCCCUGGCCAUUGAGACGGGCCUUGGGGGAGGGCAUUAGGGGCCUGGCCUCUUGUGAGGGCACCUUGGGACCUCUGUGGGGCACUGACCAGUUAAUACUGUACUGACAGUGUGAGGUCUGGGCAGUCCAGAUCAGGGUCAUGGUGGGGUCUUACAUGUGUGGUCUCUGAGUUUUCUCUGUAGCUGGGCUGUGGCAUGGCCCUUCCCUCAGGGGAGUGUGGGCAUCUUGAUGCCUCUUUGCCUUAAUGACAGCUGAAUCUGAGCUGCACUGCGCCCAUGGGAAAGGCCGGCCCAGCCAAACUGCUUGGGGACUUCUCUGUCUGCCCCGGGGGUUCAGUCCUGUGACCUCGCUCAUCCUUGGCACUGUGGACAAAGAACACUUGCCUGUCAGGUUCUCAUGUGACCAGGGCUGUGGCUGGUUGUGCACCUGGCAUGGGACCGCAAGUGGAAGGCCCAGGCAGUUCAUCUGCUCCUGGGACUCAGGGCUGAUUGGCGAGGCCAGGAGAGGUGGGGAGCAGCCAGGCUGAAGUAGACUUCAGUGGCAGUCAUCUCCCUCCUGAAAGCUGCCCUGGCUGGAGCUUCACCCUCUGUCUCAUCUGGUCCCACAGAUCAGCCAUGAGACUGGAUGGCCUGGGUGCCCCGGGGCCCUUUGCUUACCUGUGUGUUCCAAGGACAUUCAUGCUAAUUCCGUUUCCCACCACCGGGCAGGCGCUGGGCAGCACAGACCUCUGGAGACCUCGCCGCCACCGCUGUCAACACCAGUUCCUCUUCCAUGCGCUGUCAUCUUUAUCCACCAAGCUAGUUUCCUUGUGUCCUCAGCCAAUGUUUUCCUCACCUUGAAGUUCUGGCAUCCACAUAACUCAUGUUUUCUUUUGUCUUAGCUAAAGAAAAAGCGUGAUUUCUCGGUUCUGA